Messenger RNA from Aspergillus saccharolyticus JOP 1030-1, 398 nucleotides. RefSeq lists its product as uncharacterized. NCBI's taxonomy places the organism in Eukaryota, Fungi, Ascomycota, Eurotiomycetes, Eurotiales, Aspergillaceae. The transcript has a single exon. Bases 119 to 352 code for a protein of 77 amino acids. The record is from RefSeq and is a predicted model, not a curated record.
UCGGACGCGGGACGUCUAUCAACAUUGCAUUAAACUCUGGCUCAUGUCAAUGAAAUAUACACAAUGCGCAUGCCGUCUCUGAACUACCUUUGACAGUCGGGGACGGUUUUCUCAACGCAUGUUGCAUGGUUGGACUAGCGGGACAGGAUUGGAAGAUGGAAUCUGGCGUUUUUACAACAUAAUAGAAGGAAAUGGAACAUCAAGGAUAAGAGCUGGGCGUUUAUUUUCCUUUCUUUUUCUUUUUUUUUUUUCUUUUCCCAUAUGGAACUCUUCUCUCGAUCUUCAGAAGACCAUUACAUUACGAGCUACGGCCAUACUAGCAGUUUUCGCAGUGAUAUCUGCACAUCUGUAACUACCAAACCAAACACUAAAUCACACAUAGUCUUUUUUGCAUGGGA